Messenger RNA from Alligator mississippiensis (American alligator), 812 nucleotides. It is a transcript of the gene C10H16orf86, whose product is annotated as chromosome 10 C16orf86 homolog. NCBI's taxonomy places the organism in Eukaryota, Metazoa, Chordata, Crocodylia, Alligatoridae. The transcript has 4 exons. The record is from RefSeq and is a predicted model, not a curated record. Bases 1 to 606 code for a protein of 201 amino acids.
AUGACCCCUCAGGGCUACCAGGCAGAUGAGCCAUGCUGGGCUACUGUGUUGCAGUUUCAGGCCCCAGGGGACUUGGUGUCAAUGGGGGCCAAAUCUGACGUACUCAUUUUCCAGCACUCCGACUUCAGGAAGUUGCCUCCCAGGGCAGAGGAAGUGGAUGGUCCCAGUGCCGAGCCUGGACCCAGCCCCAGGCAGCACAAGAAAGCCAAGAAAAGGAAGAGCAUGUCUGAUCUUACUGCCUCUGCAGGCAGCGCAGCAGGAGCUCUGUCCUCAGACACCCCAGGUGCAGACAGGAGACCACAGCGCCUGCGACCCUUAUACCAGUACAUCAACUAUGACAACCCGGAGAUGAACAGACUGUCGGAGGAGGAGGGGGACACACCAGAGACAGCUGCCCCAGGAGAGGCUACCACAGGGGUGGGGAAGGCAACAGCCGUGCUGGAGGAAUCUGGACAAACAGGUGAGAAGGGCAGUAACCCAGCAGCCUGCUCCUUGGGAACUCCAGCCCCAUCCGAGGUGGACAAGUCGACUCAAGUGGCCAUCGACAAGAUGCUCAGUGUCUGUGCAGCUCACUUGGUGCCUCCACUCUCACCACAGCAUAAAUAAUUGCACAGACUCAGGUUUCCCACUAUGUUAGCUCAGCAUAAAACAAACAUGGGAUGGGCUGUUGUCUGGCGCUAGAGCGAAUGCUUUAGGAAGCUGGCUGAGCACUCCUGGUAAAAGCUCCUUUUCUUUAUCAAAUACCAGGGCAUCUUCCCACCCCUGCUCAUUGUGGCUGGAGCUGAGUAUUUACAUUCAUGCCCUCAUUACUC